Messenger RNA from Salpingoeca rosetta, 1068 nucleotides. RefSeq lists its product as uncharacterized. NCBI's taxonomy places the organism in Eukaryota, Choanoflagellata, Craspedida, Salpingoecidae. The transcript is spliced from 7 exons. Bases 1 to 477 code for a protein of 158 amino acids. The record is from RefSeq and is a predicted model, not a curated record.
AUGCAUGCAGCACUUGAGGCGUUUCGCAAACGCGUGUACGACGAUGAGUCGAUGUAUAUUGGGGAGUGGUCGUUUGAUCAACGGGAGGGAUUUGGGCUGUUUCGAUUCAAGGAUGGCUCUGUCUACAUUGGGGAAUUCGUCGAGGGUGUACCCCAAGGGUUUGGUGUCCACACCUUAGUUAGUGGAAGCUGCUAUGCUGGUCAGUUCGUGGAGGGCCUUUACCAGGGCUACGGCGUGUACACUCGCGUGAACAAAACACAGUUUCUCGGCGCCUUCAAGCACGGGAUACCUGACGGUGCAGGAAGAUUGGUCACGGAUAAGGGCAACGUGAAGGAUGGGCUGUGGAAAGGAAACACCAUUCUCAAGUUUGGAGAGGUUGCAAACGCUGUCGCUGCUGCACGCGCAUGCGCUGAGGCGGCACAUGACAGAUGGCAGAAAGCACGAGAUGCGAUAUCAGCCUCUUCAGCAGACCAAUAGGCCCUCGAUUUGAACACACCACGUGCUGUUGCUUGUCAGCAUGAUUCUGCGUUGACGUUUUGAAAUGCUCCCUCUUCGCGUUGCUGCGACAGUGCCACGCUGUUGCUGUUACAUUUUUAUGUUACAUUACAUCUUGUUUGUGGUAGCCCACGUUCAGCUCGAUUCGUGGCUUCGCACACAUGCACACCAGUUCCAUACCACCACCCCCUUUUCCCCCCCCCCCUCGUUCUCUCCUCCCACCCCAAACUGACCAGCGUGCUUCGUUCUUCAUAGAAACGUGUUGAGAUCUCCCUCCUCCCGUCCUUCCUCUCCGUCCAACUUUCUGUGACGACUAGGCGUUUUGAUGGCGCUUGUUUGUUCCGUAGUGGUUGUGCCGUGGCAUGCUUGCUUGCCUGUUCGGUCAGUCAUAUGUCUGUAUGCCGUGGUUGUGCAUGUUUUAAUGUAAUGACACGUGCACUGCUGCCUCGUGCUCGUAUUUGCCGCCAUGUUAGCUGCUCUCGCCCUCUUUUCACACACAUGCACGCAUACGUUGAUUUGAUACAACGUUUUAUUGAGAUGAAUUGGGGGAUGGGAUGUGAGUGCAACAAACCC